UAUCUUCCUCAGAAACUCGAUAUAAAAAGAGAGUGAGUGGCAACGGAGAAAUGAAUCCAAAAAGAAACACACACAAAUAGUUUUGUGUAAUAACACAAACAAGUGAUUACGUGAGACACAAUCAACACAAGCAACACAAGAAGAUGCUUGAGACCGGAGCGAUAUGGGGAUUAACCGGCACGACAGUGACGAGCUUUAUGUUCUUCUGGGCGAUGUACAAACAAUACGUCCCUCACGAAUUCCGAGCCUACGUGGAGAAAUACUUCAACAAGAUGAUUGGGUGGAUCUCUUACUACGUUCACAUCAAAUUCACCGAGUACACAGAAGAAGGUCUCAAGAGAAGUCAAGCCUACGAUUCCAUACGCAACUACUUGGCCUCGAAAUCUACGACUCUUGCUAAGAGACUAAAGGCCAACGAGUCGAAAAAUAGCAAAUCGUUGGUGUUUAGUAUGGACGAUCAUGAAGAAAUUGAAGAUGAGUUUGAAGGUGUGAAGGUGAAGUGGCAUUCAAAUGUGAAAGUGACUCAGCCUCAGCAUAGUUAUGGUCGAAGCAUCUCAGACGAGAGAAGGUACUUUACGCUUACUUUCCAUAGACGACACCGAGGUAUGAUCAUUGAGACUUAUCUUGAUCAUGUUUUGAGAGAAGGGAAAGCUAUUGGGUUGAAUAAGAGAGAGAGGAAGCUCUACACUAAUAACUCGAGUCAAGAAUGGUAUCCAUGGAGAUCAGGAAAGUGGAGUAACGUUCCUUUUCAUCACCCUGCUACGUUUGAAACUUUGGCUAUGGAUCCUGUAAAGAAAGAAGGGAUUAAGAAGGAUUUGAUAAAGUUUAGCAAAGGAGAAGAUUACUAUCGGAAGGUUGGGAAGCCAUGGAAGCGGGGUUAUCUCUUGUUCGGCCCGCCCGGGACAGGGAAAUCGACUAUGAUAGCUGCAAUAGCAAAUUUCUUGGACUAUGAUGUGUAUGAUCUUGAGCUGACGACCGUGAAGGAUAACUCGGACUUGAAGAAGUUGUUGUUGGAUACAAAAGGUAAGUCUAUCAUUGUGAUUGAAGAUAUUGAUUGCUCUCUUGAUCUUACGGGGCAGAGAAAGAAGAAGAAAGAUGAUGAUGAAGAUGAGGAUGGAGAGGAGAAGAAGAAGGAAGAUGACAAGAAGCCAAAGGUGGAAGAGAAGCAAAGCAAAGUUACUUUGUCAGGGUUAUUGAACUCCAUUGAUGGGUUAUGGUCAGCUUGUAGUGGUGAGAAGAUCAUAGUGUUCACAACUAAUUUUGUGGAUAAGCUCGAUCCAGCAUUGAUACGUAGAGGAAGAAUGGACAACCACAUUGAGAUGUCUUAUUGCAAGUUUGAAGCAUUUAAGGUUUUGGCUAAGAACUACUUGGAUAUUGAAACACAUGAAUUGUAUGAAGAAAUCGAGAGAAAGCUCGAAGAAACCGAUAUGUCCCCAGCGGAUGUUGCUGAGACUUUGAUGCCGAAGUCUGAUGAAGAAGAUGCAGAUAUUUGCAUCAAACGUUUGGUCAAGACUUUGGAGGAAGAGAAGGAAAAAGCAAGGAAGUUGGCUGAGGAAGAAGAGAAGAAGAAAACUGAGAAGGAAGCGAAAAAGAAGAAGAAAGCAGAGGAAGCGGAGGAGAAGAAGAGAGUAGAGGAAGAAGAGAAGAAGGAGAAGACAGAGGAAGAAGUGAAGAAGGGCAAGGAGCAAAACGGCGACGUUGCUAAGCAAAAUGGUUGCAACUAAAAUUAUAUGAACAAAAGAAGUGACGCCUGAUGAAUUCUUGUUUAUUGUGUAAGGUUGUACUUUGGCAUGGUGUUUCUAAAUAAAUUUUAAUUGCAAAAUACCAUAUUAAUUUUUGCUAAAAGAUGCUUAUUAUCUUGUUUAUUGUAUUAAACUUAUUAAACUUUGGAGUCGAUGCAUGGUAGUAGUUAUCUUUGUGGCAUUGGGAAAUGCUCGUCAUUGCUAGGUUCUAAACUUUGGGAUUUUUGAAUCCAUCUUUUCUUUGUACUUUGGUUUAUUUUGAACGAAAGGAAAUCAA
This is a messenger RNA of Camelina sativa (false flax), 2019 nucleotides long. RefSeq names its product AAA-ATPase At3g28510. NCBI's taxonomy places the organism in Eukaryota, Viridiplantae, Streptophyta, Magnoliopsida, Brassicales, Brassicaceae. Gene Ontology annotation, molecular function: ATP hydrolysis activity; ATP binding. The record is from RefSeq and is a predicted model, not a curated record.